Messenger RNA from Aspergillus chevalieri, 834 nucleotides. RefSeq names its product ankyrin repeat domain-containing protein. Bases 1 to 834 code for a protein of 277 amino acids. NCBI's taxonomy places the organism in Eukaryota, Fungi, Ascomycota, Eurotiomycetes, Eurotiales, Aspergillaceae. The record is from RefSeq and is a predicted model, not a curated record. Gene Ontology annotation, molecular function: protein binding. The transcript has a single exon.
AUGACAGGUCUGCACCUUGCAGCAUAUUUCGGACUUUGGAACCUCGCGUCCAUUCUGCUUGGCAAGAAUCAUGAUAUUGAAUUUGAGGAUAAAGAUGGCCGGACUCCGCUCUCAUUUGCAGCUGGGAAUGGGCAGGAGGCAGUGGUGAAGCUGCUGCUUGAGGAGAAUGCCAAUGUCGAAUCUGAAGAUAAAGAUGGCCGGACCCCGCUCUCAUUUGCAGCUGGGAAUGGGCGGGAGGCAGUGGUGAAGCUUCUGCUUCAGCAGAAUGCCAAUGUUGAAUCGGAAGAUAAAUAUGGCCGGGCCCCGCUCUCAUUUGCAGCUGGGAAUGGGCAGGAGGCAGUGGUGAAGCUACUGCUUGAGAAGAACGCCAAUGUCGAAUCUGAAGUUAAAGAUGGCCGGACCCCGCUCUCAUUUGCAGCUGAGUAUGGGCGGGAGGCAGUGGUGAAGCUGCUGCUUGAGAAGGAUGCCAAUGUCGAAUCUAAAGAUAAAGAUGGCCGGACUCCGCUCUUGGGUGCAGCUGGGAAUGGGCGGGAGGCAGUGGUCAAGCUGCUGCUUGAGAAGGAUGCCAAUGUCGAAUCUGCAGAUAAAUAUGGCCGGACCCCGCUCUCAUAUGCAGCCUCGAAAGGGCAUGAGGCAGUGGUGAAGCUCCUGCUUGAGAAGGAUGCCAAUGUCGAAUCUGCAGUUAAAGAUGGCCAGACCCCGCUUUUUGUUGCAGCCCGGCUGCGGCAGGAGGCAGUGGUGAAGCUUCUGCUUGAGAAGGAUGUCAAUCUGAAGAUAAAGAUGGCUGGACUCCGCUCUUUGUUGCAGCUUCGAAUGGGCAUGAGGCAGUUGUGA